AUGGCUUUCGAACGCGCAAGGAAGUUCUACCGCUCCUGUUUACUACAGAUUAUCCUUGUUGGACUGGUCGCAUUUUGUGAGCCUGGGAUCUGGACUGCGCUCAAUAAUCUCGGCGCUGGAGGAAAUGCCAAACCCUUCCUGAAUAAUGCCGCCAAUGCCUUGACGUAUGGACUUAUGUCAAUAGGCUGUUUCCUUGCUGGUGGUGUUAGCAACAAGAUCACUGCCAAAUGGACUCUGUUCAUCGGAGCGGCGUUCUACACUCCCUAUGCAGCUGGUCUAUACUGCAACAACCGAUACGGCAACGAAUGGUUCCUGCUUCUCGGCGCCGCGCUUUGCGGAAUCGGCGCAUCUCUUCUCUGGGCAAGUGAGGCGGCAAUUGCAGUUGGAUACCCCGAAGAAGAGAAGAGGGGACGAUACGUCGGAAUCUGGAUGGGUAUCCGACAGAUGGGGCCCCUGGUCGGCGGUGCAAUCUCCCUCGCUCUUAACGUUGGCACCUCGCAUACCGGCAAGGUGACUUACACCACUUACCUAGGCCUAGUGGCUAUCUCUGCCCUGGGAGCUCCGUUCGCGCUGUUACUGUCCCAGCCUCAAGAUGUUAUCAGAAGCGACGGGUCUAAGAUCCCUUAUAUGAAGAAGACGAGCUUCGCCAUUGAAGCGCGCGCUAUCUGGAAGCAGCUGCGCAAUAAGUACAUGCUGCUACUUAUCCCGAUUUUCCUGGCUGGACAGUUCGGCUCCACUUACCAGGGUAACUACUUGACGACCUACUUCACCGUCCGCUCCAGAGCCCUUGCAUCAUUCCUGACGGCCGUGGUCGGUGCCUUAGCAAACGUGACCACGGGUCUAAUUCUGGAUUUGAAGUGCAUUUCGCGAGAGAACAGGUCUAAGGGCGUAUACAUCUUCGUUCUCAUAUUCGUCACGGCAGCCUGGACAUGGAACGCCAUUGUCGAGACCAAGCUCUCUAAAAUGGCCGAACCACCAGCAUUUGACCUUGGCGAUGGACCUUUCUUCAACUCCGCCUUCACCGUCUACAUGGUCUUCAAGUUCUUCUACGAGGUUUUGCAGACCUAUAUCUACUGGCUAAUGGCGGAAAUCAAGGGCGCACAGGCCGAUGGUGACAUCGCGAGAACUACUGGUAUUUUGAGAUCGUGGGAGUCGAUCGGCAGUACGAUUGCUUAUGCUGUGGGUGCUACCCAUUGGCCGAAUCUGAACCAGAUGAUUCUGGGUUUCGCCUUGUGGGGGUUCACGAUUCCUUUCACGCUACUGGCGGUGUUUGGCGAUUGGAACCAGCCGGUCGCUGUUGAGGCAGAUGACCAGACAGAUAGUAGUAGCUUGGAGGCACAAAGGGUGGUUGUCAAUUCUGAUGGAAAGGAUUGA
Penicillium brevicompactum is the source of this 1374-nucleotide messenger RNA. RefSeq lists its product as uncharacterized. The record is from RefSeq and is a predicted model, not a curated record. The transcript has 4 exons. The coding region runs from base 1 to 1374 and encodes 457 amino acids. NCBI's taxonomy places the organism in Eukaryota, Fungi, Ascomycota, Eurotiomycetes, Eurotiales, Aspergillaceae.